Lymnaea stagnalis (great pond snail) is the source of this 315-nucleotide messenger RNA. The record is from the annotation of a GenBank genome assembly. NCBI's taxonomy places the organism in Eukaryota, Metazoa, Mollusca, Gastropoda, Lymnaeidae.
CAGGCAUGGCGGCACCGGCACAGGGCUACUUCCUUUUCAAAAGGGAAGAGCUUCCGAGUUGUGAACAGUCCUUCCGGGACGAAUUUACAGGAAAGUGACGAUCAAGGAUAUACUGCUAUGAGCACAGAAUCGGAAAUGUUGGAUACUGAGGAACGGGACGAUUCCACACAACAGCGAGACGAUACCACACAACAGCGAGACGAUACCACACAACAGCGUGAAGAUUGUUCUGAAAAGGGAAAAGAUAAAAAUGUGACGUAUGGUGGUGCAGAAUUCAAGGCCAAGAAUCCAACGCCCCUGACGUCGGUCUUUCUG